Molecule: messenger RNA, 957 nt
Organism: Nannizzia gypsea CBS 118893
Lineage: Eukaryota; Fungi; Ascomycota; Eurotiomycetes; Onygenales; Arthrodermataceae
Exons: 2
Coding region: 1-957 (318 amino acids)
Source: RefSeq, a predicted model, not a curated record
AUGCUCCCACGUCGAUAUGAUCUCAGCGCAGAGGUCGCUCUAUUUUUUGAGGGCCAUGUCCCUGCCACACCUCAACAGUGCGAUGCCUUUGCGAUUAGUCUUUUUGGCGAGCCAGUCAAUCGUGUACCGAUCCAGGGACAGUUUAGCUAUACACUGCUUGUGGGCCUGGAGCCCAUGGUUGUACAAUUUCGCUCUCCCAGGUCGCAGCUUGAUCCCAAGAUAACGUCUCUUGCGAAGAGUGUACAUGGUAGAUUGGCAGCAAAGACCCAGCCAUACGGGGGGAUAGCAAAUGAUUCUCUAUUCGUCUAUGUUAUUGAAAGACUACCCGGUGUUGCUUACAUUACUGUCAACUUUGGCAUCGAGAAGCAGAUGAAGACGGUAGUAGGGCUGGCAAGGUUUUUCGCUACAUCAUGGAUCAACGCGCAACCGCGGCCAGAGACUCUGUUACAGAGUAAUUAUGACAAAAUGCUCGAGCAACUCUCUAAGUUAAUGCCGCCUUACCUUACUCCAGCAAUCGUAUCUGCCCGAGCAGGGUUGAAUCUACUCUUUGGUAGCGACUUUCGCUGCGCACUGUGCCAUGGUGAUCUAAAUGAUAUGAACCUCCUAGUAGAUGAAGAGACAGGGGAUUUAACUGGAGUUAUAGAUUGGGCAGAAGCUAGCAUUCAGCCUUUCGGGAUGUCUUUAUGGGGGUUAGAGACGCUUCUAGGAUUUUCAGAUAGGGAUGGCUGGCAUUACUACAGUGCUAGUAACUCUCUAGAGGACGCAUUCUGGGCCGCUUUCUAUGAUGAGAUCGGUAGUAUCUCGGAAGAGGAUAAGAAGCUCAUAGACAUUUCUAGAAGAGUUGGAAUCUUGUUAAGAUACGGGUUUGUAUGGAUCAAUGGGGUCGAGACGCCGGUGACAGAGCAAACUGGGCUGGAUAGUUUGCGGCGCUUACGGGCAUUUUUCCAGAAGGAGUGA